CGUGCGAGGCCGGCUUAUUUGUUAUUACGUCGAAUUACAUGUGGCAGGUGUUCUGUGAUAUUACGCCGCGGUCUCAAUCACGUAGAGAACUCUGUUGCAGCUUGUCAGUGUCAAGACAGGUGUCACAACACUGUGAAAAAGUGAUCUGGUCAUGUGAAGUGACGUGACCUAUGGUGUUGACAGCGGAACUUGAAAACUAGCCGACACCGCGUUCGAAAUGUGUUGCACGUUUGCCCUGCCAUCAAAUCUUGUUAGUGAGCGGUGCUCGCAUGUCACGCUGCGCGGAAACGAAACUUCGUGAGUUCUUUCCUGCUCUGUAGUGUUCUAAUAUACCCGAUUGCACUCAGACGGUCCAUUGGAACAAGAUUCCUCGAAAGCGCGCUACAAUGGAUACGUCCACAUGUCCAACUACUGUCGCCCAGAAAGUUCCUUUCGGUGACCUCUGCAAACUCUGCGACAAGAUAUCCGGAAAGCAGGACAGGGUCGAGAAGCGGAAACUGCUGGAGAGGUUCAUCACGUACUGGCGCGAGUUUCACGACAAACUUCACGCCACGAACGGGGUUCAAGCAGCGACCGAUGAUUCCUUCUUCCCCGCAAUGCGACUUCUCUUACCGCACUUAGAUCGAGACCGACCGGCCUAUGGAAUCAAAGAAGCCACCCUGGCAAAACUUUACAUUGAUGUACUCGCACUUGGCAAGGAGAGUCCCGACGCUCAAAAGUUGCUGCGCUACAGAACGCCGCAUGUAGCCAAAGCGGAGGCCGGAGAUUUCGCGAGCGUCGCGUAUCUAGUGCUGCGAAACCGCUGCCCCACGAAAGGGUCGCUAACCGUUGCCGAAGUCAAUGAGCUAUUAGACGAAGUGUCUGAUGCGCAUGCGCACGGAGGCGCAGAAGGCAGUCGGCGCACGAGAGAUGCGCUGUGCACACUGCUGCGCCGCACUUCCGCCGCAGAACAGAAGUGGCUGGUGAGGAUGAUUCUAAAGGAAAUGAAAAUGGGCAUGAGCGAAGGGAGCAUCCUGUCCUGCUAUCAUCCUGAUGCACAGGAUGUUUUCGACAAUAGCAGCAGUCUCUUGAAAGUCUGUCGAGAACUGAAAGACCCGAAAGCUCGCCAGCAUGUCGUUCAGGUGUCGCUAUUCCACGCGGUGCGACCAAUGUUGGCAGAGCGGGCAGAGCCUCGCUCUGUGGAGCGUCUUUUGAAUCACGAACCGUUCUUUGCCGAAACCAAGUUUGAUGGUGAGCGGCUGCAGGUGCACAAGAAUGGCGCAGAGUUCAGAUACUUCACACGACGCAGUCACGACUACAGUUCUGGAUUUGGAGCCACUGCUGAUGAAGGAUCUUUGACACAGUACAUAGUGAAGUCUUUCCAAAUCCAUGUGAAAAGUUGUAUCUUAGAUGGAGAGGUAAUAGGAUAUGACCCCAGGAGCAAUCAUUUUGUUUCUAAAGGUUCGCAUGUAGAUGUAAAAAGUUUAACUGAAAAUUCGUCAUUACAGCCUUGCUUUUCGGCCUUUGACAUACUCCUCUUGAAUGGACAGGUAGUCACCAACAAGCCUCUUCAAGAGAGAGUUGUACUUCUCGAUCAAGCUUUAGUAGAAGUUCCCGGCAGAAUACUGAUCUCCAAAAGGCAAAAUGGUUCAACACGAGACGAUGCCAUUCGCCUUCUAAACCAAGCAAUCGAGGACCAAGAAGAAGGCAUCGUCUUAAAGGGGCUUUCCUCAGUCUACAAGCCUAACGCAAGAAAAGCUGGCUGGCUGAAACUCAAGCCAGAAUAUGUGGACAAUUUGGUUUCAGAUCUGGACAUGCUCAUUCUCGGUGGUUAUUUCGGAGAAGGACGCCGCAGUGGUGUUGUGUCGCACUUUCUCUUGGGAGUUGCCAGUGGGAAUCUGGACGAUGAUGGUAUGCCGCAUACUUUCUGGUCGGUCGCAAAAGUGGGCUCGGGAUACAGCUCGCAAGAACUGGAUGACCUACUUGCCAAACUGACAUCAAAAUGGAAAGUCUAUAACCCCAAAAAGCCUCCAGAAAAAUUGGUACUUGCCCCAGGUCACAAAGAAAAGCCAGACUUGUUCCUAGAACCUUCAGAUUCUGUGGUACUUCAGAUCAAAGCCUCGGAACUUGUUCGCAGUAGCCAGUUCAGGACAGGCAUAACACUGCGAUUUCCUCGUGUUGCUGCCAUACGCCAUGAUAAGCCUUGGCAGGAUGUGCUGUCAUAUUCUGAGCUUUGUGAACUAGAGAAGGCAGCUGGUGGCAAAUUGGCCACUGCUACGCUCGGGCAUGAUGAAGAUGACGGUGGAUCACCAGCAAAAAAGAGGACGCAUUGGAGCCACUGUAAAGGCAUCUUUAGGUACACACUUCCAGCCAGCCGAUUUGUCUAGUGCUGUGAAGAAGCACACUGUCCUUCAGGGAAAGGAGAUAUGCAUCUUGACUGACUGCGAAGAUCUCACGAAGCAGGAGUUAGAAUUCAGGGUCGCUGAAUUAGGAGGUUCUGUUGUCCAAAAUCCUAGCAAGGAAACAUUUUGUGUUGUUGCAGAGAAGCUAAACUUUAGAGCACGUAGUUACGUCAAGUCGAAAAAAUGGGAUGUCGUUAAAGCAGACAAGUUUGUCGCUCUUCUCGACUCUGCCGAGCUUCGACCAUGGGAGCCAGCGGACCUGUGGUGUGCAAACAUCGAAACGGAAAACCGACUAAAGGACUUGUUUGAUGAAUAUGGCGACAGCUACACAGUUCCUGUGACACCAAGUUCAUUGCGUGAGAUCUUUGCAACCAUUCCCAAAGAGGCAUGUGAUCAAGUUGAUGACUUAGAGCAGUUCAUUUUUGAGUUUGAGCAAAAGAAUUUCGCCUCUCAACCACUAUGGGGCUUAUUCAGAAACUGCACAUUCAGGCUAAGAGAGGAAAGUGAACUAAAUCGGUUUAUCAUUAGAUUGCAUGGUGGUAAAGUUAGGGACACUCCAGGAAAUAGGGAGGCUGGUAGUUCAGACUGUGAAAUAAAUGAUUUGGAUGCUUUGGAAGAAGUGAUGGAGGUAGACAGCGAAUGGAUAGAUGAAUGCAUUCAAGCAGGUGAAUUG
This is a messenger RNA of Rhipicephalus microplus (southern cattle tick), 3054 nucleotides long. RefSeq names its product DNA ligase 4 (gene DNAlig4). Gene Ontology annotation, cellular component: DNA ligase IV complex; DNA-dependent protein kinase-DNA ligase 4 complex. Lineage: Eukaryota; Metazoa; Arthropoda; Arachnida; Ixodida; Ixodidae. Gene Ontology annotation, biological process: DNA recombination; double-strand break repair via nonhomologous end joining; DNA biosynthetic process. The record is from RefSeq and is a predicted model, not a curated record. Gene Ontology annotation, molecular function: ATP binding; DNA ligase (ATP) activity; DNA binding.